Messenger RNA from Paraglomus occultum, 756 nucleotides. The record is from the annotation of a GenBank genome assembly. Lineage: Eukaryota; Fungi; Glomeromycota; Glomeromycetes; Paraglomerales; Paraglomeraceae.
AUGCUCAAAGACCCUGACGGCCUUCUUUACCAUUUUGCUGUUGCUGGACAUGCUGGUACUGGGAAGUCUUCUUUAAUCAAUGCUCUCCGAGGUUGUAGAGAUAAAGAUAAAGGUGCAGCCAAAGUUGGCGUUGCUGAGACAACCAUGGCCAUAAAGCAAUAUCCAGACACAAAUUCAGUACUCAACAAAUUUGUAUGGUAUGAUAUUCCAGGUGCUGGCACACAGGCCAAUAGAGUAGAGCAGUAUGUCAUUGAUAAAGGGCUUUUUGUUUUUGACUUUAUUAUCAUUUGUUGGAAAGAUCGAAUUAUGGAGACCGAUAUGCAAAUUCUCAAUUCAUGUAAAAUAUGGAAAAUACCUACCUUCCUUGUUCGGACAAAUUCCCAAACACAUAUCAAUAACCUAAAGCUAAGUGAGGAUAUAACAGAAAAAGAAGCAACUGACAUGCUUAAAAAUGAGACACAUGAAACUGUCAAAAGAAAUCUGAGAGAGGGUAACUACAAUGAACUGAACAAGAAAGUUUAUAUCAUUGAUAAACAUAUCUUGGGCAAAAUUGUUUCAAGUUUUACAAAGAAGUUAUACUCAGUAGAAGAUUUUACAAAGUCCCACUUGAUAAGAAAUUAUAAUAUUACAGAAGAUGACAUUUGGACAGUAGUAAAUGCAGAAGGCAUAAUAGUAAUAGAUGAAGUUGAUUUUUUAAAGGACCUGCUUGAAACAGUGAAUAUGAAAGAGCAGCAAUGUUUGAUAGUUAGGAAUUGA